This is a messenger RNA of Falco peregrinus (peregrine falcon), 5575 nucleotides long. RefSeq names its product NAC alpha domain containing (gene NACAD). Gene Ontology annotation, biological process: protein targeting to membrane. Gene Ontology annotation, cellular component: cytoplasm; nascent polypeptide-associated complex. Lineage: Eukaryota; Metazoa; Chordata; Aves; Falconiformes; Falconidae. The record is from RefSeq and is a predicted model, not a curated record. The transcript is spliced from 9 exons. The coding region runs from base 157 to 5442 and encodes 1761 amino acids.
ACCUGCUGACAUCAUCUGGGAUGACGGGGCUGAUCCCGGCGGCCCCCCCGCAGCCCCGCUAAUGCUCCGCUCCCGCCGGCGCAGCCGCCCUCGCCCAGCGCCAGCCCCAGCGCCAGCCCCAGCGCGGCGGCAGCGGCCCCGCGGCCCGGCCCCGCCAUGCCCGGGGAGGCGGUGAGAGCGCAGCGGCCGCGGGGCGCCGCCGGCAGCGGGAGCGGGAGCGGCGGGAGCGGCCCGCAGGGCGCGGCGGCAGCCCCCCUGCCGGCCACGGGCCCCCCAACGAUGCCUGCCAAGGAGGAGGCUCGCCCACAGCCCGAGGGGGCCAGCUGCGACCCUGGCCCCCCUGCUGCUGUGCCACCCGACGAGACCUGCUGCCCCCCACUGCCUGCAGACCCCCUGGACACCCGCAUUGUCAUGGGCGAGGAGACACGCUCCCCCACCGCCCCUGAGCUGCUGGGGGGGCCACCCCCGCCUGCUGUGCCUUGCCCCUUCCCUGCUCCCACCAAAGAGCCCCCCCAGGGCAGACCCCCCACCGCCCUGGACCCUGACCUCUUCUUCACAGCCCCAUCCACCCCCAUCCGCGUCACGGGGUCCCGGCUGCUGCAGCCCCCCCCCGAGGAGCAGACGGAUGGGGAGAGUGAGGGUCUCUGCUCCCCCCCCACCUCUCCCUCCGGCUCCUACAUGACGGCCGAGGGGGGCAGCUGGGGCAGCUCUGGCACGGCCAGCACCUCCCCGUCCUGCUCCCCCAACCUGGUGGCAGAGGCCGAAGCCAUGGCGGCGGCUGAGGCUGAGGAGGCUGAGGCUGAAGACCUGGUGGUGCUGCCCUGCCUGGAGCAUCCCCCCGCCUUCACCCCGCCCUCUCCAGAGGAUGAUGAUGAAGAGGAGGAAGACGGACCCUUUGCCCCGCCGGGGGAUGAAGAUGAUGAUGAUGGGCAGACGCUGGAGGAGGAAGAGGAGGAUGAGGAGUGGGAGCUGUCAGGGAGCGCAGGUCUGAUCCCGGCGGCGCUGCUGCCCUUCCGCGGCAGCCUGCUUUUCCAGGCCGAGGCGGUGGAGAUCACCCCGCUGCCCGCCGGCACGGCCCCCCUGCCCCUCUCCGGCGAGGAGGAGGAUGAGGAGGAAGAGGAGGAGGAAGGUGGCAGCACUUCAGCCUCCUUCCUGCACUCGCUGUCCGAGACCUCCAUCACUGAGGGGGUGGAUGAGUCCUUCGCCUUCCACGACGACACCUCCGCCUCCUCUGACUCGGCUGCUUACGACGGCGAGGAGGACGAGCGGCUGUACGGCACCGAGCGCCAUGCCGUGGGGGCUGAGGGGGGGCCCCCCAGUACCAGCACUGCUCCCCCUGGCGCCGCGGCCUCGGGGGACGGUGGCAUCGAGCUCCACCUUCAUGCCGGGAUGGACCUGGCUGUCCCCCCCUUGCCAGGGGAGUCCCCCUGGCAUCGCCGUGCCCAGGAGCCGGUGCCUGCCAUGGAGGGUGCCAGUGCUGAGGGGAUGGAGCUGGGGAUGCUGGAGCAGGAUGGUGCUGGGACCCCCCCGGCACACUCCAGAGAAGGCAGCGUGGAGCCAGACGGCGAGACCUUCCUCACAUCCUCCUCUUCCUCCUUGGAGCUGGAGGAGGUCUCAGCCCUGGAGCCUGAUGUCCUGUGGGAGCCAGAUGCUGUCUUGGGGGGCUGUCCCCUGCUGGAGCCCCCCCAGCUCCCCGAGGAGCCGGAGGUGAUGCCAGGUGCUGAGGAGGAGCCGGUGCUGAGGGAUGAUUUCAACGCGGCAGUGCUGGGAGAGGGGCCUGGCAUGGAGCCAGCAGUGAGCAGCAGCAUCCUGCAGCCCCCCAGCCUCUGCUCCGGGGAGCCCUGGGACCCUCAGACUGACAGCCUGGGGGAUGUCACCAUGGUGCCAGCCAACGGGGAGCCCCAGGGCGGCCAUGGGAGUGAUGGUGACAGUGACAGUGAACUUGGCACUGUGAGAGUGGGGAGCACUGAGCUGGCAGCUGCUGAUGGCCACGAUGAGCUGGACACUGCAGCCACCAACCUGGCACCAUCGGUGACGCCCAGCCCACCAGGUGAGCCAGACACCACAGCCGCUGACCUGGCACCAUCAGUGACGCCCAGCCCACCAGGUGAGCCAGACACCACAGCCGCUGACCUGGCACCAUCAGUGACAUCCAGCCCACCAGAGGAGCCAGCCACUGUGACCACCGACCUGGCACCAUCAGUGAUGUCCACACCGCUGGACGAGCUGGAUGCUGUGGCUGCCAACCUGGCACCUUUGAUGUCCAGCCCACCAGAUGAGCCAGACACCGUGGCCACUGAUCUGGCACCAUUGGUGGCACCUGGUGUGCCAGAUGAGCCAGACACUGUGGCCACUGACUGGGCACCAUUGGUGACACCCAGUGUGCCAGAUGAGCUGAACACCGUGGCCACUGAUCUAGCACUGUUGGUGGCACCUGGUGUGCCAGAUGAGCCAGACACUGUGGCCACUGACCUGGCACCAUUGGUGACACCCAGUGUGCCAGAUGAGGCAGACACCGUGGCCACUGAUCUAGCACAGUUGGUGGCAUCCAGUGUGCCAGAUGAGCCGGACACCGUGGCCACUGACCUGGUACCACCAGUGAUGUCCAGCCCACCAGAUGAGCCAGACACCGCAGCCACCAACCUGGCACCAUUGGUGAUGUCCAGCCUGUUGGAUGAGCCAGACACUGUGGCCACUGACCUGGUGCCAUUGGUGACGUCCAGCCCCCUGCAUGAGCCAGACGCCGUGGCCACUGACCUGGUACCACCAGUGAUGUCCAGCCCACCAGAGGAGCCAGACACCACAGCCACCAACCUGGCACCAUUGGUGACGUCCAGCCUGUUGGAUGAGCCAGACACUGUGGCCACUGACCUGGUGCCAUUGGUGACGUCCAGCCCCCUGCAUGAGCCAGACGCCGUGGCCACUGACCUGGUACCACCAGUGAUGUCCAGCCCACCAGAGGAGCCAGACACCACAGCCACCAACCUGGCACCAUUGGUGACGUCCAGCCUGUUGGAUGAGCCAGACACUGUGGCCACUGACCUGGUGCCAUUGGUGACGUCCAGCCCCCUGCAUGAGCCAGACGCUGUGGCCGCAGAUGUGGAACCAUUGAUGAUGCCCAACUCACCAGAUGAGCUGCACACUGCAGCCACUGUCCCUGGCCUGGUGCCAUCGGUGACACCCAGCCAGCCAGAUGAGCCAGACACUGCAGCCACUGACUUGGUGCUGUCAGUGAUGCCCUGCCCACCAGAGGAACCAGAUGCUGUGGCCACCAACCUGGUGCCAUCAGUGAUGCCCAGCCCGCCAGAUGCUGCAGCCACCGACCUUUUGCCAUUGGUGACACCUAAUGAGCUGGACACUACAGCCACUGGCCUGGUGACACCCAGCCCACCAGAUGCUGCAGCUGCCGACCUGGUGCCAUUGGUGACACCUGAUGAGCUGGACGCUGCAGCCACCGACCUGGUGCCAUUGGUGACACCUGAUGAGCUGGACACUGCAGCUGCUGACCUGGUGCCAUCGGUGACACCCAGCCUGCCAGAUGGCAUCAUGGCCCCAUCCCCACCUCCACAGGACAUGUCCCCCAGUGCUGCCAAUGAGGAGCCAGAGGAUGGGACCACCUCGGCCAGUGAGUCCCUGGAGCCACCAGUGAUGGUGUGUCCUGCAGUGCAGGGGAUGACGGUGCACAUCCCUGGGGACAUGGGUGAAGUCCCGGAGGAGUGGGAUGCCACCACCGCCUCCUCAGAGGAGUCCUCCCCGGAGCUGCUGGAGACGUCCCGCUCCCGCACCGACUCCAGCUUCUUCACUGCACCUGAGGACAGCGCGGGGGAGGCGGCUGUGCCCCCCAGACCCCCAUCCGAGGAGGAUGAGGAUGCUGCCAGUCGCUGCCUGGCCCUCUGCCUGACCCCGUCGCCCCCCACCAUCCCCCCCUUGGUUUUCACCGCUUCGGAGCGGGAGGUGUACGUGGGGGUCCCCCCGGCCCCCCUUGAACUGCUCCAACCACCCGGUGCCUUUUCGGAGAGCGGGGCGGCCUGGCAGCGCCGGGAGGACCGGCAGCGGGUCACCGCCAUGUUACAGGGCUCCUUUGGGGACCUGCCAGCCCCUCGCCUCCUCCCCAGGGCCCCGGAGCCCCCCGAGUUCCCAGCAGAGCCCCUGGAGGGCCCCCCCAGUGAUGGGGGGAGGGAGGAGCCCCUGCCCCCCCAUGAGCCCCCCACCCCCCAGCCAGGCGAUGAGCCCCUGGGCCAGACUGCUGGGGACACUGAUGCCAAAGUCCUGGGGGCGGACGCCCCCCCCAGCGAGCCCCCGGCACCCCCCAAGCAGCAGGAGGAAGAGGAGGUGAUGGUGGGGGCUGAAUCCAGCCCCCAGCCCGCUCUGGGUGCCGGUGAAAGGGGGGAUGCUCAGCCAGAGCCCCCCCCAGAGCCAGUCAGGGAAGAAGCCCCCCCAGAGCCCCCCAGCCCACCGUGGGCCCCCUCCCCUCUGCUCCCCGAACUCAGCCAAGUGCCUCCUCCUGCCGCCGCGCCACCGUCACCGUGCCCGGAUCUGGCCCGCGGCCCCCAGGACACCUCAGGGCUCCCCGCCGGCGAGGAGCGCCCGUCCAUCUUGCCGCCCUCCAGGAAGCACCUCGAGGCCCCCCAGCCUUCCCCCUGCAAGGAGAAGGAGGCCCGAGGCAGGCAGGUGGGGAUGGGCAGCCGGGGGCCCCCCCGGGGGUCCCUGCAGUCGGAGUCGAGCUCCUCGAGUGAGGCGGAGACCCCCUACCCCUGCCCCGAGAUCCAGCGCCUGCGGGAAGCUGCCGGCAUCGCCCUGCGCCAGGACAAGCAGCCCCCGGCCCCCCACCGCUGCGAGGCCAACCAUAAAGGGUCAUGUAAUGAGUCGGAGAGCAACGACGAGUCCAUCCCUGAGCUGGAGGAGCCUGAGGGCUCGGAGCCGCCGCCGGCCCAGACCCAGGCACAGCUCACCCACUCACUGGGCACCGGGGAGGAGACCGUCAGCAAGGCGAAGCAGAGCCGGAGUGAGAAGAAGGCUAGGAAGGCCAUGUCCAAGCUGGGGCUGCGGCAGAUCCAUGGUGUCACCCGCAUCACCAUCCGCAAGUCCAAGAACAUCCUCUUCGUCAUCACCAAACCCGAUGUCUUCAAGAGCCCCGCAUCCGACAUCUACAUCGUCUUUGGGGAAGCCAAGAUCGAGGACCUGUCACAGCAAGUGCACAAGGCAGCAGCGGAGAAGUUCAAGGUGCCGAUGGAGCACUCGCCCCUCAUCACGGAGACGGCCCCAACUCUCACCAUCAAGGAGGAGAGCGAGGAGGAGGAGGAGGUGGAUGAGACGGGGCUGGAGGUGAGGGACAUUGAGCUGGUGAUGGCCCAGGCCAACGUCUCGCGCCCCAAAGCCGUGCGGGCACUUCGGCACAACAACAACGACAUUGUCAACGCCAUCAUGGAGCUGACCAUGUAGCAGCCGGGGGUGUCCCGGUCCCCUGUAUAGAUGCACAGUUACUCCCCCCUCCAGCCCCCACCAUCCUUCCUCCAGCCCCCUGCAUCCUCCUCUGAGUCUGUAACGCUCAAUAAACGGCCUCAUGUAUCACUUG